Molecule: messenger RNA, 1185 nt
Organism: Dermacentor silvarum
Lineage: Eukaryota; Metazoa; Arthropoda; Arachnida; Ixodida; Ixodidae
Exons: 2
Coding region: 1-1185 (394 amino acids)
Source: RefSeq, a predicted model, not a curated record
AUGGACGGCCCUAUCUACUUCAUUGAAGAUAGCCCUGGCCUGUUCAUCGACUCGUCGGCCGAUAGUCUGCGUCCCAUCACCUUCGGUGACGUCAUCCUGGGUCCUCCAAUCAUCGGCAAGUCCGGCAUGUUUUUGGCCUGCUUUGCCGAUCCUGUCCCUGGCCCGACCGGAUUUCUUUGCCCCGAUACCAAUGACACCGACAACCCUUCUUGGACUACGUUUCAGCACGUGGAUAACUCGGCUAGUAAGGGCAUGGACGGCCCUAUCUACUUCACUGAAGAUAGCCCUCGCCUGUUCAUCGACUCGUCGGCCGAUAGUCUGCGUCCCAUCACCUUCGGUGACGUCAUCCUGGGUCCUCCAAUCAUCGGCAAGUCCGGCAUGACUAAAGAAUGCCCGGUGACUGAUAUUCGUUUGCGAAGCUCUUCCACUACCGAUGAAACGAGUACCACAGAUGCCAAGGAUGUUGACUUGUCUUCUGUGGCUCAAAUGCUUGCCGAAUUAAUUAAGGGCCAGCAACGUAUAUCACAAGAAAUAGCAGAUAUCAAGGACUUUCAUCAGGCUGUUAAAUCAAGGUUUGAUGCCUUAGAGACACGUGUCGCCGCAUUAGAAUCACUUCCAGCCACACUUCCUUCGAUCGGAAACAAUGGUAAAGUGAAUAAUGAAAUUCAGCAGCUACAAAUAAAAAUCGACCAACUUGCUUUGCGUAAUGAUGAUCUAGAAAACCGAUCUCGCCGUAAUAACUUGUUGCUGCAUGGCUUGACUGAGUCACCUGAUGAAACUCACGAUCUUCUGCUAUCUAACAUUUCCACGUGGUUCGAAGAACAACUUGAAAUCAAAUGCCCGAGUAUUGAGAGGUGCCACAGAAUUGGUCGUAGGCAUGCUGACCGCCCACGCCCCAUUAUCAUGAUAUUGCUCGACUAUCGCGAGAAAACAAACGUCCUUAAAAAUGGUCACAAACUUAAAGGUUCCGACUUUCGUAUUUCUGAAGAUUUUUCAAAGCGCAUACGAUCAAUCAGAAAAAAGAUAUGGGAAGCAUCUAAGCCCUUUCGUGAUAAUGGCUCCAUUGUUCACUUAAGCUUUGAUCAUGCAUUUAUCAAUAAAGUUAGGUACAACUGGCACGAUGAUACUAACACCCUCACUAAGGUUCCUCCCCGCCCAACAAAAGUCACCACUGUUAAUCCCUGA